This is a messenger RNA of Penicillium brasilianum, 2764 nucleotides long. NCBI's taxonomy places the organism in Eukaryota, Fungi, Ascomycota, Eurotiomycetes, Eurotiales, Aspergillaceae. The record is from the annotation of a GenBank genome assembly.
CAGCGACCUUCCAGAAAUCAUAGACGCGAAUUAACAUUCCAAGUGACGUCCGUCCAGUACUUUUCCAGCGCGUCGGCAAAAACCCACGGAGCUUCUUUUAGCUUCCGAACACCCUUUCCAAGCGGCGCAGCAUCUAUCCAGCCCCCGAGACACGAGUCACCCCCUCACCUCCUCACCUUUCUCCUCACCUGGACACAGUUAGCUUUCCCCACCACCGGCUUGGGAGUCCAAUUGAUAAGAGCAUUUCAUCGUCGGACCGGGCGACGCUGCCGAUCUCUCCUCUUCCCCCCUCCCGUGGUGACCAAUGACUGUCCGCGCAGCGAAUAGACCUUAACCCCAGAUAUUUCCUAACUUGAUAUCCGGCUUAUCGUGGGGGGUGACCCAGCGAGGCUUGAUAGGAGGGUACGACGGAACUAAUAUCAAAUCGAGGAGAUAACGCCACGGUAUGCGUUGAGGGCACGACGGAUAAAUCGCGGACCAUGAGUGAGCUGUGCUGCCUGCGUGUUUCACUUAUUUACUAUCGCCAGUGUCCGCUUUCUCGAUUCCCCUCCAUUUGAAUUGGCUGCAUUGCUUGAGCUGCGCCAUUCUUGUGUUGACAUCGGCAUCGCUUUGCGCUUCCAUCCCUUGUUUCUAUUAUAUACUCUGCCAAUUCUCAAGAUACCCUUUGAAUAGUUAUCAUAUUCUCCUUCUACCCUCCUCCGUCUGCCCAUCAUGGCCGAGGAAGAAAAAGUAGCCGGGAGAUCCUCGGCCGUCGACAUCGAAACUGCCAAACACGUCGACCCGACGCUGGAGAAACAUGCGCACGAUGCAGACGAGGCCAUGAAGGCCUUUGAGGACAUGCAUGGCGAAGCGAUCGAGCUAGACGAGGCGACGAAUCGUCGCCUGCUGCGUACCAUUGACUGGCAUAUGAUGCCGAUUAUGUGCUUUGUCUAUGGGAUGAACUUUCUUGAUAAGACGACCCUAUCGUAUGCGAGUAUUAUGGGGUUGAAGGAGGAUUUACACCUCAAGGGAGAUGAAUAUCAAUGGCUGGGAAGUUUGUUUUAUUUCGGUUAUCUGGCGUGGGAGUACCCAACCAACCGUCUGCUGCAGCGGUUGCCGUUGGGAAAAUACUCUGCUGCAUGUAUCGUCACUUGGGGCCUAAUUCUGAGCUGCUUUGCCGGUGUCAAAAGCUACGCUGGAGCUAUUGCGAUCCGUUUGUUCCUCGGCGUGUUCGAAGCUGCGGUUACGCCUGGCUUUGCCCUCAUCACUUCUCAGUGGUACACGAAGAAAGAGCAGGGUUCUCGUGUCAAUAUCUGGUUCAGCUUCAACGGCGUCGGCCAAAUCCUCGGCGGCGUAGUCGCCUACGGGAUCGCGGUCGGCACCGAGAAACACGGCUCCUCGAUCGCACCCUGGAAGAUUGUCUUCCUAUUCACCGGCGUGCUGACCAUCCUGCUGGGCCUGGUCUUCUACUGGAUUGUGCCGGAUAACCAGCUGAAUGCACGCUGGUUGAAGAAAGAGGACCGGGUGCUGGCGGUGGUGCGAGUCCGAAAUAACCAGCAGGGUAUCGGUAACAAGCACUUUAAGAUGUAUCAGGUCAAGGAAGCACUAUUGGACCCGAUGACCUGGGCAUUCUUCUUCUUUGCGCUGAUUGCGGAUAUCCCUAACGGUGGUAUCACCAACUUUUUCAGUCAAUUGAUUACUAGUUUCGGAUUCACCAAGCAGGAGAGUCUUAUUCUAGGUGUCCCCGGUGGCGCGGUCGAAGUCAUCGCACUCGUGCUGAACGGGUAUAUGGGCCACAUCACAAACCAGCGACUGCUGUGCAGUCUGGGUGGUCUCGUCUCUGCACUGAUUGGCAUCAUCCUCAUCGUGGCACUCCCCGAGUCACAUAACGUCGGCCGCCUGAUCGGAUACUACAUGACACAAGCGAGUCCGACAGCCUUUGUCGCGCUGCUGUCGAUGAUCUCGUCCAAUGUAGCCGGAUACACGAAGAAAACAACCGUGGCAGCUCUUUAUCUGAUCGGAUAUUGCGUGGGCAACAUCAUCGGUGAGCGAACGACCAAUGACCCAUUCCUUUUCUUUUUUUUUUACUAGACUCCUGCCUUACUGUGGAGUUUUGUCACUGUCAAGACUCAAGAAGACGGUGUGCGAACUGCGGAGAAGAGAACCAUCAAUCAAGCCUUGAUUGAGACUUCUUGGCGAGUCUUGGCAACUUGCCUCCACAGUCAGGAAAUUCAUUUGCCAGGACCAGUCAACUGACGUGUUUACCGACGGCAGGACCCCAAACCUUCCGCCCAAAGGAUGCCCCCCACUACGUCCCCGCCGAGAUUACCAUUAUCGUGUGUCUGAGCAUUUGCCUGGGUAUCAUGGUGUUCAUCUGGUGGUGGUACCGUAAGGAGAAUGCGCGGAAAUUGGAGCUCCAAGCGCGACCGGAUUAUGUCCGGUUAGAGAAUCAAGAGUGGCUUGAUUUGACGGAUCGGGAGAACCCCGAUUUUACGUAUGCGCUGUGAAGUCCGACUUCGGUGGCGAUGUUUUGGUGGUUAAUUUUAUUUAUGUUUUUGGUUUCUCGCCCGAAGCUCAAGCUAACACAAUUAGCUAAAGUUACUGGCGCUGGAUGGAACAUGGGAAAAUUUAAAUUCAAUGCCUCUUGAAAUUUGAAUGACUUUGCUAUUGCCUGGUCUGGACUGGGCUUGAGAACGGGCAACAAUAUCUACCUGCUUUCCUCUAAAUGACUUUUACACACGCCUGAUCCUGUUUCAAAUCCGACAGCACACGGCUUUACUUGUUC